AUGACUGAUAAAAGACGUGAUUGUAUCAUGGAGACAAUAACUUGUGGACAUGAUUACACAACAACUUCAAUACAUCAUCAUGGAACAAAUAUCAAUUUGGAAAAUAAUCCUAUGCAAACUUUCGAAAAUAAUACUUCACCUUAUUUUAUUAAUUCAAAGCCAAUAGAUCGAUUGAUGGUCAACACAUCCGGUAUAUAUGUGAAUAAGAAUCAUUAUAAUGAAAAUACAUCAGGUGUUUUGAUGAAUGUGGAAAAUUCCCAACAUACAGACAGUGCAAUACAUACUUUAGUUAGUAAUAGUAAUAAUACUACUACUACUACUGCUACUGGUGUGAAUACUACAAAUGCUGGAAAUGACGAUGCAGAUGUAACAAUGUGUAUAUGUCCAGUUUGUGGUUUCUCUGCAUCAUCUCCACGUAGACAAGAUGAACAUAUGGAACUAGUACAUGGUGAUGUAACAGUAUCUAAUAUUUUAACAACCAGUAAUUUAACAUCAAUCACACCACCAACAUCAACUAUGAUAACAAUGAAUCAAGAGAAUUCUGACAGUCCUAAAUCAUCUAUAAAAUCUAUGAAAUUAGAUUGGCCCUUAGAAAUGAAUAAUUCAACAUCUUUUGAUUUUUUUCAAUCACAUCAACCAACAAUGAAUUUACAACAACAAAAAUAUCACUCAUAUAAUUCGUUUGCAUUACAAGCAUCAUCUACACCACAACGUGUAAAAUUUUGGUCAACCGAGCCGGAACAAAUCAAUUCAUCAUUAACAACAACAAGUGAACAAAUGCUUAAAAAUCAAAAGUUAGAUACUGUAUAUAGUAAAAAUCAUAGUAACUGUUGCCAUACUACUACUACUACUACUACUACUACUACUACUACUAAUACUAAUACGAAUAGUGUGGGAGGGACUAUUGAUAAAUUUAAGAUAAUUUCCACGAAUACUGGUAUUAAUCCUGGUACUACAAGUACAACUUAUACUAUUGCGACGAUAACAACGACUUGUUCAAACAACUCAUCAUCAUCAACAUCACCAUCUACAACAGAGAUUCAUUCAAAAUUCAAAAGUUCAAAAAUGACAAACAAUAAUAAUAAUGAGAUAAAAAAAUCUGAGAAAUCUCGAUCAUAUUCAUCAUCAUUGAAAAAUGGUAAAUCUAAGGAGAAACAAAAAUGUUUCUCAUUAUCAUUAUCAUCAUCGACAUUAUCCUUAUCAACAUCCUCAUCACCAUCUUCAUUGUUAUCCGUAACAACAUCCCCAUCGUCUAUUACAACAAUUACAACCACAACAGGAACGGGAACAGCGACUAAAGUAAUCACAGUUGGAGAUGAUGAUGACGAUCGUCAUCAUCCAGUUGUGAAGAAAGUCGACUCAAGAAGACGUUAUCGAUGUAACAUUUGUCCAACAACAUUUCCAUGGCAUGGUGAUCUAACAGAACACUUACGCUCUGUGCAUGGAAUGCAAAAAUCACGUGAAAAUGCACGUAAUGGUAAAGCUGGAAGUUUUUGUUGUAGUCAUUGUAAAUAUGUUGCAAAAUAUCAAAGUGAAUUAAAUCGUCAUAUGCGAUUACAUUGGGGUGUUAAACCAUUCAUAUGUGUUUUUUGUCCAUAUCGUAGUGCAUGGAAAGGUGAUUUAAAACGUCAUAUGGAAUCACAUCAUAGAGAACGUUUUACAUGUGAAACAGAAUUAAUUAAAAUUAUGUCACAAUUUAAAAAUAACGCUGGUACAAGAACAUCAGCAGCAGCAGCAUCAUCAUCAUCAAUGACUAGUGGUUAUGGACAUACUUCCACAUUGCCUAUUUCACAAUUUGAUAUAACAACAGAAAGUAGUGAAGGUGAUAAUACAAGUGAUCGAUACAAUUGUUUACAUAUUGAUGAUAAAGAAGAAAAUAUUAUAAUUACUACUACCAGUACUAUUACUACCACUACCACUACUACUACUACUACUCAUGAUAAUAAUAAUAGUAGUAAUAAUAGUCUUAGUAUUGAUGUUGAAAAUUCAGAUGACAGUUCCAAUGAAAGUGAUGAUAAAAUGAACUCAAUUGUUAAAUCAUACUCACGUAAACAUUCAUUAAAAACUAAUUACUCACUAUUACAUAAUGAAUCAAACAGUAUGGAUACUAUCAAUAAUAUCAAUGGUAAUAAUACUAAUAGUAGUAUUAAUAGUACUGUAAACCUUAGUAAUACUAUGAUAAAUAAUUAUCUACCUCAAAUGGCAAUAGCUGAAAAUAGUUUAAUCUGUCAUAUUUGUUCAUAUCAUGCACAAAAUCAAAGUAAAUUCAAAAAUCAUAUGGCUAGUCAUAUAAAUUUAAAACAAUUUAAAUGUCCAAUCUGUGGACAACGUAGUAAUUAUAAAUGGGAUAUUACAAAACAUUUAAAAAAACAACAUCCAAAUAGUAAUCAAUUACCAAUUACAAUAAUCAAUAAUGAUAUAGAAACAAUUGAUGAACAAUAUAUGAAUACAUCAAUUGGAUCAAUACCAAUCUCUUUAACAAUGUAUUCAACAACAACAACAACAUCAUCAUCAUCAUUGCCUAUGACUUCAUUGAUCAAUUCACAAUCUUGUACUUCACAAAUACAAUCAUGUAUAUUACCAAGUCAAUCAUCAAUUGUUUCAUUGAUUCCAAUAACACAACCAUUAACAGUAUUCUCUCGACCACAGAUUACAUCCAUAACACAAUCAUCAUUAUCAUCAUUAACAUCAUCACAUUUAUCAGGUUUAUCUGGAAUUUCACCAAAAUCCAAUGAAAUGAUUUCAUUAGAUAAUGAAUGUAAAAAUUAUUCAAAAAUUUCAGAUCAUCAAAUGACAUCAAAUGAUCCUUUGAAUUUAAUUGCAUAUUCAUCUAUAAAACAAUUAUCAUUAACAACAUCAUCAUCUUCAUCAAUAGUAGCAUCACCAUCUAAGAAUUCUUCAUUAAUACAAAAUGAUGAAGAUGAUGAUAUAUUAUCAGUGAAUGAUUCAUUACCAAUUGAUCUAUCAAUUGGAUAUCUUCAUAAACAUGAUGAUAUUAAGAACCCUAUACUACUUACAAAUACACGUCCAUCAUCAUCGGAAUUAAUGUCAAAAAUUUCAUUCGGAAACAAUCAUCAUUAUGCUUAUCCGAAUUUUUCUGCAGAGUUAAAUAAUAGUACUUAUUCAGGAACGAAAUGUUUUACCACGACGACAACAACAACCAUAGCAUCUCCUAGUAUAAUUACUUCUAAUUCUACUAUUACGACUGACAAUACAUUAUCGGAUACAAGAUUUCAUUAUCCUAUUUUAUCUAAUUCACAACAGAAUAUUACGCAUAAUAUUACUAAUACUACUACCAGUAAUACUAAUAGUACUUCAAUAUCACCGUAUAUAAUUGGUUCAUUAAUUUCUGACCCAUUAAAAAAUAAUGCAUCAUCAAAUCCAACGAUUAAUUUGCUAUUCAAUAUUCAACAACAGGUUUUAAUGACUGGUCUCUUACAAACAUGGCAACAACAACACAGUCAAAGGUAUCACGAAUUAAAGCAACAACAACAGUCAGAACAAUACAAGAAUUUAACUAUGCAUUAUGAUACACAUGGAGGAGUAACAACGUAUUCUGACAAUAUUAUUAGUACGACAUCACCUAUUACAUCCACAAUACCGACAAACCUUUCGCCUAGUAGUAGUAAUAAUAAUAAUAAUGUAACACAAAUUACUAGGACAGUAACUGCUUCGAAUACAACAUUUAGUGGUACUGCUACGACUAAUACUGUCACUAGUACUACAAUGGCUACGUCUAAUACACCAUAUCAUACAAUAUUUAGAUCAAUUGCAAAUCAUCAAUUAUCCGGAUUAUUACCAUCAUCGAUUACAACAACAAUUCAAUCACAAAUGAAUGAAAAUUUAAAUAUUGAUUUUACUAAACAUAAUAAAUUAAAAAAUAAUCAAUUAUCAAUGAAUUGGGAAAAUAUAAAAUCCACAUCAGAUUGGUCUAUACCAUCAAAUAUUGAUUCAUUAGAAUUAUCGAAUAAUUUACAAAAUCAAAAUCAAUCAAAAAAUCAAUUACAUGUUAAUCGAUUUUUUACACCAGGUAGAAGAAAAGAAUCUCAUCGUUUAUUAACUAGAAAUAAUACAGGACGUAAAUCUGCACCAGUUACUAGUUUAUUUAAUUGUCCUUUAGAUGCGAAUAAUCCUAUUUGUACUGUUACUAAUAUAAGUUGUGGUCAUCGAUCCAAUUGGAAAUGGGACAUCAAUAAACAUAUUAAAGUUGCACACCCAGAACGUACAAACAUUAUAACAAUUACAUUAGAUUUAGAAGAUGCUAAAAGCACGUAUAAUGAAUAUAUGAAUCGAAUGAAAUUAUCACGUAAUCGAUAUUUAACUGAAACACAUUCAGAUAUAUCAACAAAUUCCAAUCCAUGGAUAACUUGUGUUGGAUUGACUGGAAUAACAAGUACUAGUACUACUACUGCUACUACCACGAUUACAACAACUACUGGUGAAGGUUAUUACAGACCAUUUAAAUGUUCUGUUUGUGGUCAUAGAAGUAAUUGGAAAUGGGAUGUCGGUAAACAUAUAAAACAAAUUCACAAUGGAAAUGGAGAAGUACAAACAUUAAGUUUAGAAGAAGCUAGACGAACUAUACAUCAAUAUAAAAAUCGAAGACGUCAGCAUCAUCAUCAUCAUCAUCAUCAUCAAAAUCGUCUUAGUGAUUUAACAAUUAAAUGUGAACCAAGCUUUUGUAGUUCAUCUGAAUCAAAUAUUAAUCUAUCACCUAUAUCCUUAUCCGUUGGUGAAGGUAUUGUCGAUUUGCCUGUUUCAUCAACCUCUUCCUCUUCUUCCUCCUCUUCCUCCUCGUCAUCCUCAUUAUCUUCAACAUCGAAACAAAUUUUGCAUAAAAAUGAUGAAGAAGUAAAAAUUGAUUAUACCAUUAAUAAUCAUCAUCAUCAUCAAGAUAAUAAAUUUCCUUUAUCUUUUGAGUGUAGUCCACUUAAUUUAACUACUAAUAAUUCAAACCUAAUAAAAAUGACAAAAUCAUUAAAAUGUCAUAGGAAUAAAUCAAAAUCAUCUAUUCUUCAUAGAAACAAUCGACUAUUCAUUAAAUUUGGAUGUAAAUUUUGUUCAAUUAAAUUAAAUUCAUGGAAAUCUAUCAUAUUUCAUGUUUAUAUGAAACAUUGUCAACAAUUAACGGUUCCCUUGACAACUUGUAUUAAUAAUAACAAUAAUAAUAGUAAUAAUAAUGAGUACCCCUUAAAAUAUUUCCCUGUAAGAUUACGAUUUAUCAAUGAAUCUACAAAUCAUAAUCAAAUUGAUUUAAAACCUUUAAAAUUUUUAAAACAUCAUUUUAAUAAUUUAAAUCAACAAAUGAAUUCUAUGAAUAAAAAUAAAUUAAAAUAUUCAAAUGAGACAAUAUCUUGUGUUCAAUUAGAUCAAUAUAAUAAUCAAUAUUCAACCGAAAAUAAUAAUCAAUAUAUAAAUCAUAUAAAAAUCAAUUCAUCAUUUCCUAUAAAUAAAUCAAUAAAAUCGAAAUCAAUCCCAAAUUUUAUUGAUUAUAAUUCAUUAAAAUAUAAGAAAAUUUUAAGAAAAUAUCAAUAUUUUAUUGAACGACAAUAUAAAUAUCAAAUAAAUAAUAAUUCUAAUCCAUUAUUAAAUAUAACACAAUUAAAAUCGAAUUCUUCUGAUUUAUUAUCAAUCAUUAAAAAUACUAAUCAUCCUCAGCAACAUCAUCUUCAUCAGCAACAACAUUAUCACCAAGAACAUCAGCAACAAUAUCAACAUCAUCAUCGACCAUUUCGUAAUUUAAUUAGUUCAAAUCAACAAAUUAAUAAUACAAAUAAAAUUAUUAUACAAAAUAAUUCAUUAAUUAAUCAAUAUAUUACUGAUAAUUAUCAAUCUAUCAAUAAAUCAAAUAAUAAUGGAACAAUUUUACAAUUAGCUCAUUUAUUAGAUGAAGUAUUAAAUUUAUUUAAAACACAAUUAAACAUAGAAACAACAAAACAUGAUGUUGCUGAGGUAGAGAAGGAGGAGGAGGAGGUUAGUGAUAGGGGGAUUAAUAAAAAUAAUAUUGGGAAAAUGUUAAUAAAUCAAGAAAAUGAAAAAAAUAAACAUAAUUGGAAUAAUCAUAAUGUUAUUAAUCAUUUAACCGAUAUGAUACAUGAAACAGUGGAGAAAAAUGAAAAUUUUACUUAUACUAAUGAAUUAAUUAAUUCUAGUACAAGUUCUAAUGAAGAAAAUCAUGAAUUAAUAAAUAAUAACAAUAAUAAUAAUGAUAAAUCAACAUAUUACAAUUCAAUAAAUAAAAUUUUAAAACAUCCAGAAAUUGAAAAACGAUUUCUUCAUUUAGCAAAUUUGCUACAUCAAGUAUCACAUGGAACUCAAUGA
Messenger RNA from Schistosoma guineensis, 6321 nucleotides. Lineage: Eukaryota; Metazoa; Platyhelminthes; Trematoda; Strigeidida; Schistosomatidae. The record is from the annotation of a GenBank genome assembly.